This is a messenger RNA of Trifolium pratense (red clover), 2210 nucleotides long. Its product is annotated as dynamin-related protein 4C-like. Lineage: Eukaryota; Viridiplantae; Streptophyta; Magnoliopsida; Fabales; Fabaceae. Gene Ontology annotation, molecular function: GTPase activity; microtubule binding; GTP binding. The record is from RefSeq and is a predicted model, not a curated record. Bases 1 to 2064 code for a protein of 687 amino acids. Gene Ontology annotation, cellular component: membrane; microtubule; cytoplasm. The transcript has a single exon.
AUGACUUCUGGAAAGAAAAAGAGUUCCACAAAGGCUACUACUGUUAACAAACAUGAUGAAUCAUCAUCGUCACUUGCAUUGGUCCAUGUUGAUGUUGAUGUUGAUCAACCUCUUUCUGUUGCACUUGCACCUAUUGUAUCUUCAUACAAUGAGAAAAUUCGUCCAGUUCUUGACGCCUUAGAAAAUCUAAGGCGUCUGAACAUUGCUAAAGAAGGAAUACAGCUACCAACCAUUGUUGUUGUUGGAGAUCAAUCAUCUGGCAAAUCCAGUGUUCUUGAAUCUUUAGCUGGUAUCAGUCUGCCACGUGGACAAGGCAUCUGCACUAGGGUACCCUUGGUUAUGCGCCUCCAGAAUCAUCCACUUCCAAAUCCGGAGCUUGUUUUGGAGUAUAAUGGCAAGCAUGUUUCAACUGAUGAGAAAAAUGUUUCUGAUGAAAUCAACACAGCUACUGAAGAGCUUGCUGGAACUGCCAAAGGGAUUUGCAACACCCCUUUAACUUUGAUUGUGAAGAAGAACGGUGUACCGGAUCUUACUAUGGUUGAUCUUCCAGGUAUUACUCGUGUUCCUGUUCAUGGUCAACCUGAUAAUAUAUAUGAUCAGAUUAAGGAUAUUAUCAUGGAGUAUAUAACUCCAGAAGAAAGUAUUAUCUUGAAUGUUCUUACUGCUACUGUUGAUUUUACUACCUGUGAGUCCAUUAGGAUGUCACAGUCUGUUGAUAAAACUGGUUUGAGGACUUUAGCAGUUGUUACAAAGGCUGAUAAAUCUCCUGAAGGUUUGUUGGAAAAGGUUACUGCUGAUGAUGUGAAUAUAGGUCUUGGUUAUGUUUGUGUAAGGAACCGAAUUGGUGAAGAGUCUUAUGAAGAGGCUAGAAAUGAAGAGCAGAAACUAUUUGAGUCUCAUACUCUUCUUUCCAGAAUAGAUAAAUCUAUUGUGGGAAUUCCUGUUUUGGCAGAAAAGCUUGUUCAUGUGCAAGCCAUGAUUAUAUCAAAAACUUUGCCUGAGCUCGUAAAGAAAAUUAACGAGAAGCUUAACAAUAGUUUACACGAGUUGGAAAAUUUACCUGCCAAUUUGUCUUCAUUUGCUGAUGCUAUGUCUGCUUUUAUGCAUAUUGUUUCUCUGUCAAGAGAUACUCUGAGAAAGAUUCUUCUGAUGGGAGAUUUUGAAGAGUAUCCUGAUGGAAAGCAAAUGCAUUGCACGGCUAGGUUAGUUGAAAUGUUGAAUUCUUUUGCAAGUGAUCUUAAAAACUCUGCUGAGAGUAUUGGAACCAAGGAUUUCCUUAUGGAUGAGAUCAAAGUUCUUGAGGAAGCCAAGAUUAUUGGUCUGCCAAAUUUCAUGCCAAGAACUGUUUUUCUGACCUUACUUCAGAGAAAAGUAAGAGGUGUUUCUCAUAUGCCAGUUAAUUUUGUUGACGAUGUUUGGAACUAUUUGGAAACUAUCAUUACUACGGUUUUGAAGCGCCACUCUGAAAACUAUUAUCAGUUACAGGUCUCUACUCGUCGAGCAGCUGAGAAUCUUAUUGCUAAGAAGAAGAAGAAUUCCAUUCAACACGUGAUUCAAGCUGUUGAAAUGGAAAAGCACACGGACUACACUUGUAAUCCAGAGUACUUGCAGGAGUACUACAAGCUGGUGUCUCAUCAAGAAGCGUUUUUGAAAGAGGUGUUGAAUGUUAAUCGACAGACAAGUACUGUGAAGCUUGAAGGGGUUGGAGACAUUGAAGUUAAUCAUCUGCUAAACUAUCCGAAUUUGUUGAGUCAGGCCUUUGACUUGACGGCGAGAUUGAUUUCCUAUUGGAAAAUUGUGGUGAGGAGGCUCAUUGAUGUUAUUGCUUUGCAUUUGAUGCUAAGCAUCAAUGAACUUGUGGAUGUUGAUUUGCAGAAGGACAUAUGCAAGGAAAUGUUAUCCUCAACAGGUGGUGGUGUUGAGAGUCUUCUUGAAGAGUCUCCUUCAAUAUCAGGUAAGAGAGAAAAGUUGAGCAGGAGUGUUAAAGUGCUGAGGGAAAGCAAGGAAACAGUUGCUAACAUUAUGCACAGGAUUGGAGUUUAUCAUGUUUAUGGUGAUAACUGAAAGCAUUUCCUAGUGUUUCUUAAGAAUUGGAGUUCAUUUUGAAAUUGUCUUUAAUUUUUGUUUGUUUUGAUUAUGAUGCAUGUGGUCUUUAUCAGGCCCUUUUUGUUUAUCUGUUGGAGAACUUUAACUAGUAUGCAAGUCCUAUG